GCCAGCCAAUCGCAGGGCACGUAGAGACAAACAGCCGCACUCCCAAUCACACCUAGGGGCAAUUUAGAGUGUCCAGUUAAUGUUGCAUGUUUUUGGGAUGUGGGAGGAUACCGGAGUGCCCGGAGAAAACUCACGCAGGCAUGGGAAGAACAUGCAAACUCCACACAGGGUGGGCUGCAAUUGAACCCGGAUCCUCAGAACUGUGAGGCCAACGCUUUCCAGCUGUGCCACCGUACCGCCAGGAAAGAAAAUGUAAAAGCUAAAACCAGCCAAGAGCGUGUCGGCACAAAAAGUCAAACAUACGUUGCCGCCUUUCAGGAACAAGUGCCCCGGCUUUUGGGUGUUUCGAGAUACCAGCUGUCAAGUGUUUUUUUUUUUUUUUUUUGCUUUGACUUACAAGCAAAAGCCUCAGAUACGAGUGCUCUGUGGUGGCAGCAAACUCAAGUCACCUGGUGACAAGCCACUUCUCGUGGAUGUUCACUGUCAAGCUAAGCAUUUAACAAAGAGAUCAACACAUUUAUUUAAAAUAACGACGUAGUUUUCGUGUAUUUUGCUGGUCAAGGCCCACACAGCAGAAGUAGCACAAUAUCUAUUUCAUUGAAGGAAAAAAGUGUAGAAUUCUUUAGAUCCUAGCAAUUUGACAUUGCUGUAUGUUUUUACAAAGUGCAAUAUUGUAGAGGACAUACAUACUCAUUAAAUAGGAAUUUUUUUUAGCAAAAUAAUGGCAUUUCCACCUCUUUUAAUGGGAAAGAUGAUUUAGUCAUAGUAGACUGAAGAACCCUCAUUGACUGAUUUUAAUCUGAAAAAUCAUUCUAUUGCACCAGAUAAUUUCCACUUCAUUUUUGUUCAUUACUUUUUGUCACUUUCUAUUCAUCACGUUUUCCAAGCCGCUUAUCCACGCAAGGUUCGCAGCCCAUCCCGGCUAACUUCGGGUGAAAGGCAGACUGUCAAUUUCAGGUUGGUUACUGUACCACUUUUUUUUUUUCUGUAACGAAAGGCUACCAGCAAUUUAGACUACGCUUUAAAGCCAUCUGUUUCAUAUUAAACAUAAUCCGUGGAAUUAUUAUUGUUGCUGGAGCAUAAGGGAACAUGAUAAAAAGUAAGAUCCUUUCAAAUCCUUGGUAUUUUGAUUUGAUGCUGACUGAUAAAUCCAUGGAUUUUAUGAUUAUUGGCGAAUGCAAGUUGCAAAGGGAGAUGAAAUUGAAUAUACAGUAUAGAUAUUUGACCUCAAUACAGUACAUCCUAUACUUGCACUUUCUGAAGCUCAACAACUAAUGAAAACAAAAAAGAAUUCAGUAUAGUCAAAUGUUCAUGAGUGGGGAAGGGUCUUCAGCCCGUCUCGCCACGAAGUUGGACACAGCGGAACCCCAAACCGCAAAAAGCCCACUCCAAUGGGAUCGGGUGGAUAGGUGUCAAAACUAACCCACUUCGACGACCGCAUCCCGCCUUCGCUAGGCCACCGCCCGUCCCAAACAUCCGCGUUGAGCCAAGUCGUGCUUGCCAGCCCAGAAGGUCCAAGACCUGACGAGGAGCCAGCGGGGCAGCCAUCAAUAAGGCCCCCAAUGGUCCCACAGGAGCAUGGGACUGUUGGCAAGAUCACCAAAGACCCAAAAGCGUGCAGCUAGCCCAUGGACAGCAAGUGACAGAUGCUUACUGCACCGAGCAGCUGCGCUUCCCAAAUGGCACACCCAAGGCCAACCUGCAGGCCAGGUCCAGUCCACCUUCAGAUUCAGCCAGGCUGCGGGACUGACCCAAGAGCGGAAAGUGGUGUGGGCGCAAAGGACAAAGGGUGGAAGCAGGGACCACCAAGACUUUGGGCACCCCUCCAAACCCCCACGCGGAAACCGGACCACUCCGGCCGGCCGAAAUCUUCCAGUUGACGGCAAACGCUAAACACCACGCCGACGCGUCGCUGUGAUGACUGCGACGAUUCUACCCGAACCAGGACCGCUCCGAGCAAGAAAGAUUACCAAACAGCCACAAAAGAAUCUGAUCCAUCGUGGCCAUGGCAACAGCAGACACUAUUUUCCUUGAUUGUACGAGUCAUUACAGCAUUCCAAUGCGAUGUUCUGUUUCUUGCAGUGCCCAGUUGGAGGUAACUUGGGGUCGCAAACGCAGCAGUAUUCAAACCGGCAACCCUUCGGAUACCCACAGGCGGCAAUGCAAGUUUACUCGCUCCUCGUGGUUGCGUGCGCCGCGUUUGCUGUCAACAUGACUGAAGAAGCGUCAACCUCGUGCCCUCUUGGCUUCUUUCCGUGCGGCAACCUGAGCACGUGCCUGCCCCAAGUGCUGCACUGCAACGGUGCCGACGACUGCGGGAACCAAGCUGAUGAGGAGAACUGCGGCGAUAACAACGGAUGGCCUCACCUCUUUGAUAAAUACUUUGGAAUGCCGAGCCACAGCGCUGGGACAAAGUCCAUCAUGUGUUUGCUGGGCCUCAUUCCCGAGCGGUGCCAGUGCCGGGACCUGGAGCUGGACUGCGACGGAGCGCGACUCGGCGACGUGCCGGCGGUGGCUCUGAACGUCACCAUGAUGUCCUUGCAGAGGAACCAUCUGCAGAAGCUGAAGGCAAACAGCUUCUUCAUGUACCAGAGCCUGCAGAAACUGUACCUGCAGCACAACGAGAUCGCAGAAGUGAAUCCGGCUGCUUUCAGAGGACUGUACAAUCUCACCAGGCUAUACCUGAACUACAACAGGAUUUCUGUGCUGAUGCCUGGUGUGUUCAGGGACCUUCACAAGCUGGAGUGGCUGAUCUUGGAGAAUAAUAACAUCCAUCAAAUCUCCCCUAAAGCCUUCUCGGGGCUGAACUCGCUGGUCCUGCUGGCUUUGUUGAACAACACUCUGACAAAGCUGGAUGACAUCUGUCGCGAGAUGGGCAGACUCAACUGGCUGGAUUUGGAGGGGAAUCUGAUCGAGACCUUGGAGAACCUGUCAUUCAACUCGUGCAGUAUGCUGACAGUUUUGGUUCUGCAGCGCAACAGGAUCGGCCGCAUACACGAGCAAGCUUUCUCAGUCCUCCAAAAGCUCGGAGAGUUGGAUCUCUCCAGCAACAGGUUGAUGAAAAUCCCGCCUAAUCUCUUUGCACAUCUAGGCGAUUUACUUCAACUAAACAUUUCAUAUAAUCCCAUCAAAGAGUUGCAGGUGGAUCACUUUGACAAGCUGCAUAAACUGAAGUCAUUGAGCAUCGAGGGCAUCGAAAUUGCCAACAUCCAACGCCGGAUGUUCGAGCCUCUUAAACACCUGACCCACAUCUACUUCAAAAAGUUCCAGUACUGCGGCUACGCGCCCCACGUGCGCAGCUGCAAGCCCAACACGGACGGCAUCUCGUCCUUCGAGGACCUGCUGGCCAACAUCGUGCUGAGGGUCUUCGUCUGGGUGGUCUCGGCCACCACCUGCUUCGGCAACAUCUUCGUCAUCUGCAUGCGCUCGUACAUCCGCUCGGAGAACAAGCUGCACGCCAUGUGCAUCAUCUCCCUCUGCUGCGCGGAUGGGUUGAUGGGCAUCUACCUGUUCAUGAUUGGCGCGUACGACCUGAAGUUCCGCGGCGAGUACAACCGCCACGCCCAAGCCUGGAUGGACAGCGGCCAGUGCCAGGUGGUGGGCUCCCUGGCCAUGCUGUCCACCGAGGUGUCGGUCUUGCUCCUCACCUAUCUGACUCUGGAAAAGUACAUCUGCAUCGUGUACCCCUUCCGCUACCUGACGCCGGGCUGGCGCCGUACCGUGACGAUGCUCCUGGGCAUCUGGGUCUUCGGGUUCAUGGUGGCUUUCCUGCCCCUGGCCUGCAAGGGACUGUUCCGGAACUUCUACGGUACCAACGGCGUGUGCUUCCCGCUGCACUCGGAGCAGCCCGAGACGCUCUGGACGCACAUAUACUCCAUCGUCAUCUUCCUGGGUCUUAACCUAGUGGCAUUCCUGAUCAUCGUACUGUCGUACGCCAGCAUGUUCUACAACAUCCAGCGCACGGGAACGCAGACCACCAAGUACAGCAACCACAUCAAGAAUGAGGUGACCAUCGCCAAACGCUUCUUCUCCAUUGUCAUCACAGACUCACUCUGCUGGAUCCCCAUUUUCGUCCUCAAGAUCCUGUCCUUGCUGCAGGUGGAGAUUCCCGGCACAAUUACCUCGUGGGUGGUGAUCUUCAUCCUCCCCAUCAACAGCGCCCUCAACCCCAUCCUUUACACGCUGACCACCCGUCCCUUCAGGGAGACCCUGAUGCAGGUGUGGGCCAACUACAGGCAGCGCAGGCCGGCGGUGGCCAGCCACCCCAUCCAUCAGCCCUCGCUCACCUGGCAGGAAAUGUGGCCCCUGCAGGACUCCAGCCCGGCGGCGGGGGGGCGUCGGGACACGGCCGACGCGCCCCCCGCCAAGCUCGUCAGCCUGGCGGAAAAUAACACCAGCGUCCCCGUGUGAACCUGCGUUGGUGUGACUCAUCUGUGCUAAACUGGAAAGUCGGUGGCGUGCAGACCUCUCCUGUGGUUGAACAGUCCUGAAUAAGUGUGGUGGAGGGUGAUAUCGUUCCGCUCCAGUCCUGUAGGUGGCGACCUCACAGAGUGGAUACCUGAUGCCUGCUGGUUUUCUUGGCCCAGAUGUAAGCAGACCGUAACCACUGAUUUGUAAAAAAAAAAAAAAAAAAAGACUGGAUAGCACAUAGACAUAGAGCGGGUAUGUCAAUUGGUCGAACCCAGUUGGCCACCAUCUUGGUACUCCCAAAACAUGUGGCGGACACGGUUUACAGGUUGGAUUAUGGCGGGGUUUUUCUACAAAGUUUGGCACAUAGAAUUAAAACUGCUCGCGUGAGCUUGACAUUUAUUCAGUUCUGGUAACAUGAAGGAUUUUUUAAUUCGACUUGAUAAGCCAAAAAAGGCGAAGUGCAAAGGAAAAACAUAGGACACUGUGACUAGCAAGAAAACUUGUGUAUUACCUCGGGCCCGAUUUCCGUGACAUGUUAACUUUUCCCAAAAUACGCUGUGAAGCACAAUCAUCGUAACGUAGCAAAAAACUAAAAAAAAAAACAUUACAUUUUAAGUCAAUCAGUUAAUCAAAUACAUGCCAAACGCAUUAUUCAUUUGUUGUCUCUGCGACGUCCUAUUUCAGACAGAAAAUUUAAUAUCGUUUCCUCGCAUUUGAAAAUCUAAUUCAAUUUGUUCUGUAUUAUGAAAUUCAUUACAAAUUUCACAGAAAAUGUGUUUUCUUGCUUAUCCCAAGAUGAAGUUUUGGAAAAUAUUUGCAUCGGUUUUUCGCGAAAAAAAAAGUCGGCCUAUGAAGGCGAAGCAGAGAGUGAACAGCGAACAACAACUGUCAAUAAAACUUUGUUCAAGUGAAUUAAGCGCAUCCGAAAAUUUUAAAAACAACCUUUACAAACAAACUUUAACAGUGUCAAAGUAAAUCUUUCUAACUUACCUGUGGAAUGUUUUCUCACAGCCACGAAACUGGCGAUUAACUCAGUUAAUGCCUGUCGCUGCACAGGUUGGCACGAUUGUUUUGGGAGUAUCAAGAUGGCGGAUGGCGACUUCAGUUUUGGUGGCCAAUGAGCCAUCCAGUCUUUCUUUUUUUUAAAAUUCUUUUUUUAGAUCAGCGACCGUAACAGUGACAAACGAUCUACAACUCAAAUUCUACACUGCGUUGCUCCAACUCUGCUGAUUUUGUCUUUUUUCCUGUUGGAUUAAAAAAAAAAAAAAAAUCAUAUUAGCUGGCCAGUAUGAAAGGGGCUCAUGUGAGAAGCUAUGAAUAAGCAUUCAAAAGUUAGAAUGUUGGAGAACAGAUGUGGAAAAAAAUCCUAAAAUUACAACAACAAAAAAAUGGGCAUAGCAUUAGCUCAAAAAAAAAAGUCUGAAUGUUUGAUUACUGACAUCUGCACAUGAGCAGAGAAGGAAUCUUUACAAUGUGACAUUGCAGUGCUUAGUUUUGGCUUAUCUUGUUGGAAAAAAACGUUGGAUGCCAGAAAAGUAUAAGUUGACUUCGUUCUAGGGUUGGAAACAAUGGAUAACGCGAGCGCUUACAAACAAAUCUCACGGGUGCUCCAUAACCGGCCCGACGUUGCCGACCGAUGCAGCAGUCGGUCGGCUUGGCGUCUCGCGCCUUAACAAGGACGACGAAAAACAAUCAAAGAUGUAAACAGGGCAGAAGUUCCGAGCUGGUGAUUUGCACAGAACGAUUUUCAACGCACCACGGAAACAAAAUAAUAGAAUAAAGUAAUGUACAAGUGAGCAGCUUUGGAAUGCCGUAGACCGGUUCAGCAACAGAUGUUGACUUUCAUGCCACAAGGCAACAGGCGCGAGCAUGCUAACAGGAUUAGCACACAAUCCAACAACAACGCUACUAUUUCUACCUCUGGAAUCCAAAAACUGCGUUCACACUGCUGCGGAUCGAUACCAAUUUUUUUAACCGUGAUUUUUUUUCAGUUCACAGUGUACGGUACAAAAAAAAAAAAAAAUUAUAAUCCAGACAUCUUUCAUAUGCGGUUAUAAUUUGGAUAUGUAACUGAUGCGAGUGAUUACACUCAUCCAUCUACAUUAUAAAUUGCAUUUUAAAAAAAAUGUGUAAUGUCGUCGACAUAAAGAGAUCGCAUUUCACACACAAAAAAAGUAAUUUAUUAUUAUUUGAAAAAAACAUUGGGAAUCGUGCCCUGCAGUGUGAACGUAGCCUAAGCUAGUUAGGAUAUUUUGAGUACAAUUACAUCCAGGUACAGUAUACAUACUCACAAUGGACACUUUAGAUAUAUUUAUGUAUUUAUUUAUGUAUUUAUUCAUCUUUACCCAUGGACACUUUUGGUGUAUGAAAGACAGGAUUGUUAUGAUCAUUAAAAUGAAAGUGUUUCAACAUUCCCAAGCGUCAUCCAAACGGAGACGUUAAAGACUGUCAAAUACAACUAAAAUAAAGUAAGACUACUCACGCAAACAUUGGAUUUCCAGGUAAAACAAUUUGUUUGCUCGACAACGUGACGAGCAAUCACGGUCGAAUGAAAUUACUUCUUCCGGGGUUCACGUACACGACGGCGUAUUAAAGCCGCCAGCAAAUUGCAUUUAAACGGACUGACUUUUACAUUCGCUGUUAAUUUGUCGCAUCGUUUUGCUCCUUUUUUCAAAUUUAAGCGGCGGCUACCUCAACUCGUGUAUAAGUGCUUCACCGGCAGCUCAAAAGUGAUAAGCAUAGCAUCGUAAAAUGAAAGUUAAAUGAGAAAUAUUUCGGUGACUCACAGUGUUGGUGUUGUUAGAUUGUCCUCAAACGUUCAGGGAUUAAUUAUGUCAUAACGCAAGAGAAAAACAUCCUCUAAUUUAAUUUGAUUUCAUUAAAUAUCCAAAUCAAAUAAUAAUGCAAUUUUUUUUGAGUGACCACCCUAAAAUGGUUAAUUUCUUUUACUAAUAAGUGCUGCUGUUUUACAUUUUCUAUUAAUAUUUUUAAAAAAUUUGACUUUUAUUUUAUUACAGAGUACUCCUGCUAUACCGUGGUUCACGCUUCGCAGUCCCGUCACAGUUUUUAUUUUAUUUUUCUACACUGUGCAAUAUUUUUAUCAGUUGAUACAUUUGUGUGUUUGUAUCAUUUUCAAAAUGUGUUUAAAGACCUUCAAAAAAAUAAUUUAAGUGCCGUAAAUGCUUUCAAAAUAUGUCUAGGGUGUAUUAAAAGAAAAAAAAUAACAGGGUAUUUUUGUAUUAUGGAUUUCAUGUAUUGCUGGGACAGCCGGGAACGUACAGUAACCCCAGUGAUGGAGGGCAGGGUUAGUACCAUUUUUCCGUCCCGGAUGAAAAUGUAUUUCAAUAACAUUUUGAAAAAAUGAAAUCAUACUUGUAACAUUUUUUUUGAAAGGGGAAAUCCAGUGCUUUGCAUGAACAGUGUAUCCAAUAGCUCAUGGAAUAUGCACCCUAUUUU
Syngnathoides biaculeatus (alligator pipefish) is the source of this 7866-nucleotide messenger RNA. RefSeq names its product relaxin family peptide receptor 1 (gene rxfp1). The record is from RefSeq and is a predicted model, not a curated record. The transcript has 22 exons. Gene Ontology annotation, molecular function: G protein-coupled receptor activity; protein binding. Lineage: Eukaryota; Metazoa; Chordata; Actinopteri; Syngnathiformes; Syngnathidae. Gene Ontology annotation, cellular component: membrane. Gene Ontology annotation, biological process: G protein-coupled receptor signaling pathway. The coding region runs from base 2065 to 4410 and encodes 781 amino acids.